GACGCACCUUGCUUCAACCGGCAGUGGAGACGUACUGUUUUUCUUUUUUUCACCUUAACAUUUACUUCCAUCCAAUCACAGAACUCAACGGAGGUGACUUCAUGGCAGCUGCUAUGAGUCAUCCAUUCAUACCUUUUUCUUGUAACUGUGUGCUCUUAUCCACUGUCAUGGCGCCUUGUGUCGGCCGAAACUUAAAAUGGUGCCAACAAAAAGCAGCAGGAGCGGGAGCGAGAGCCGAGGGAUCGUAACACUGGAGCUCAAGGAUAAACCAUGGACUCUGCACACAUCCCACUACACCUGGACAUCCACCAUGUUCCCUGCUAACCUUCUGCUCCUCAUGGUCCUGCUCCUACCUCAAGCCUCGUCUGGUCGCCAGGGUGGAGACACCAGCAAGACCGACCAUGGCAGGGUGUCCUCCAUGCCUUCCUCCUUGUCGCCCCCACCAGCUGGUUCCCUCCUCCUGGAGCCCAGUCUGGCACAGACCAUCCAGAACCUCCUCUUGAGCCGUCUGGGCCUACAGUCGCAGCCCGACCCUCGGCCUGGGGUGCCGGUGCCCGGGUACCUCCUUAAUCUUUACCACUUCCACCAGCAGCAGUACCAUCUAGUGGAGGAUCCCUCGUUUAGCUUCCCGAGCCAGCACAUUGAGCAGGCCAACACCGUACGCAGCUUUCACCACAGUGAGCCCCUUGGAGGCAGUCCUGUAGCAGUGGAUCAUAAGAGGGUGCAUAUCUCCUUCAAUGUAUCCUCCAUCCCUCAGGACGAGAGGGUGCUCUCCGCUGAGCUUCGGCUUCUCCGCAGUGACAGAGCUUCACUAGGUCCCGGGGUCCACAGACUUAACCUAUACCUCACUGAGCACCACGAGGACCCCGAACCCACCCUGCUGGAGACGAGGUUACUCACCACCGGCCUCCACGGCCAUAAAGGAAGCGGUUUCUGGGAGGCUUUUAGCUUAAAUGCAGAGUUCCUCCAUAAGGCCCUUAGUGGGACUGGCAGUCUGGGCUUCCUCCUAGAGCUCGGAGUUGAAAACAGCACCACAUUGAUCCCUAAACAAAACCUCUUCCCUGCCACAGCUGACGAGGAGGCAGAAAAACACAAACAGGCCCACCUGAGAGUAUGCAGGUCUGUGGGUCAGGACGAGCAUAGCUGGGCCCAGGAGAGACCCCUCUUGGUGACUUACAGCCAUGACGGCCGCGGAGAGCCCUUGGUCAAACACGGCAGGAGGAACCCCAACGGAGGCCAGAGGAUGAGAGGGAGAAAGGGGACAAAAGACAGGACCAGGGGCAGCAGCAAUAGCCGCAGUAGAGACCCGGCCUCGGGCAGGGCCAGAAAAACGGGGUACACGGUGCAGGGCUGGGGGAGUGUUCAACGAGGGGACAGCUGGAGCGACGCUGGAAGGGUGAAAAGAAACGGCGGCCGCGCUGCAAAACUGAAGCGCCUUUCUCGCAACAGGUGUCGCCGCCAUCCUCUGUACGUAGACUUCAACGACGUGGGGUGGCACAAGUGGAUCAUCGCACCAAGCGGCUACGACGCCUUCUUCUGCCUGGGAGAGUGUCGCUUUCCUCUGGCCGACCACAUGAACUCCUCCAGCCACGCCAUGGUGCAAACCCUGGUGAACUCUGUGAACGGAGCCGUGCCCCGGGCCUGCUGCGUCCCCACCUCCCUUAGCCCCAUCGCCCUGCUCUACCUGGACCCUCAAGACCGAGUGGUGCUGAAGAACUACCAGGACAUGGUGGUGGAAGGCUGCGGCUGCCGGUAGUGAACUGGAGAACUCGGCCAGAGGAAGCCGGACGUGCAUGGGGGGACACCGAGGGAAUCGGGGAGAGACAGAAGCGAUGAAAAGGCAGAUGGUGGGAAGAAGAAACGACCAGCUAGACACGGGACAAAUUGAACAGCGUAAGAAGGGUGAGGGGAGAGGAGGGAGAUAAGGGAUUGGAUGUAGCAGCUAAACGUGAAUUACGAGGAGCAAGAAACAUAGUUAGAGAUGAAAAGAGAAAGAAAUUAAAGAUGCAAAGAUAUAAACAGCCAUAAAACAACCAAAUCAAACGAUCAGACAAUAAGGCAGAGGAAGCUGAAAUACAGUCAACACAGAUUUACUGCCAGGAAUGACUUUUCACGUUUUACCAUUUUGCAUUGAUACAGCUGUUUGCACCAUCAACCAACAGGCUACUUGUCCCCCACAAGAAGCCAGCGCUUUAAUAUCAGAUGGUGUCCAUUCCACAUCCCAGUGUUUGCCACUCAUCUCAUGCAACCGUCUGACAGGCACGUGCACAUGUGUUUAGUGGUGGACACACAUUUUAAGCUCUGGAGCAGAAUCUCAUCACUUCCUCAUUGACUUCCUGAUGAUCUGACGAUCAACAGCAUUAGCAAUAUGAUGAUGCCACUAGUAAGGCAUCUAAACUUUGUGUGACAGUGAUGUUUCGGCAGUAUUUGAAGCAGGAAGUAGGGAGCAUCUGUAAUACGAAAGUUCAUAUAAUGACAAACUGUUCCUCUACAAGUGCCCCUACAUCACAAGAUAUUUAAAACCACAACAAUAAUGCUGGGGAACUAUCAUGCUAUUGUUUGAAUGUACUUCUAUCACGAUUAUUUAAAAAAAGAAAUUAUGUACAUUUAUUUUGCAGACAUGAAGAAAAUCCAAGUGAUGGUUGCCUUGUUGUUUUACAUAGUUCCACUGAAUGGUGAUUCUAACUUAAAAGACACAUUAUGUAUUUAAGUAGCAGCAAUACUGGUGUAUUAAAUGGUGUAUUUAAUCAUGAAAAUAUUUAAGAUACCUGCACUCAGCAGAGCAUACAGCAAACAAAAUAAGAAAGCCUGCCGUCCACAUUGGGUUAUUUAUGGUAGCUUUACAUCCGUAUAAAAAUGUUCAGUGUAUUGAAUCAACAGUCUGUGUUACUAUAAUUUCUCACACAUGAUAGCAGACAUAAGUGGUGUUGCCUUUAAAAGUUCAACUAACAAGUAAAUUGAAAGCUCUGUGUAUAAGUGUGUAACAACAGACCUCUUUGCUAGUCGUGUCUGCAUUUGUCAAGAAAAGAAAGCAGGACAGCAUCAUUAAAACUGGGACUUUAGUGCCUUUCAAACAUGGGCUUUAAAAGUGUUCUCUGCUGAGCUUAGUAAAUGUUUUUUCCGUGUUGAAUUUUUCUCUCUAAUGUUAAGCAACAGCUUGUAAAGUGUUUGACAAUAUACCUCUAAUAAACAAAGCAAACCG
This is a messenger RNA of Pungitius pungitius (ninespine stickleback), 3202 nucleotides long. RefSeq names its product bone morphogenetic protein 16 (gene bmp16). The transcript has 4 exons. NCBI's taxonomy places the organism in Eukaryota, Metazoa, Chordata, Actinopteri, Perciformes, Gasterosteidae. Gene Ontology annotation, molecular function: growth factor activity; cytokine activity. Gene Ontology annotation, cellular component: extracellular region. Gene Ontology annotation, biological process: BMP signaling pathway. Bases 197 to 1756 code for a protein of 519 amino acids. The record is from RefSeq and is a predicted model, not a curated record.